Messenger RNA from Acaulospora morrowiae, 513 nucleotides. Lineage: Eukaryota; Fungi; Glomeromycota; Glomeromycetes; Diversisporales; Acaulosporaceae. The record is from the annotation of a GenBank genome assembly.
AUGAACGAUCCCGAGAAUUUACAAGCUGAAUCAAACAAAAUAGACGAAUCGCCUGAACAACAAUUAAACGACAGGAUAUCCAUCAUGCAAGAUUCUUUGCCGGCUACUUGCCUCGUUCAGAAUUCACUACCAAUCGCAGUACCGGUGGUCUCAAGCGACGUUGAUUUCGCGACCUCAAAUUUCUUACAGCAAGGUUCAAAGUUUAGCAGUCACACGGAUUUCGUGGUGGCAGUACAAGAAUAUGCGAUGCGACAAGGUUUUACAAUGCGACUACACAAACUAAAAAGAAACCGAGAGGGUGCUGUUCGAUGGAGAGAAAUUGUGUGUUCGCGUAGUGGAAGUUCCUGCAAAAAAAAAGUUGGUGAAAGGCCGACUCGAAACCGCCUGUCCCAACGGUGUCGAUGCCCAUUUCUGAUUCGGGCAUCAGCCAAUGGCGUCUCCGGUUUGUGGGAGGUUAUUUCCACAAAUUUCAGUCAUAAUCAUGAACUUGGAUCAAAUUCUGGGACAUCAUAA